Messenger RNA from Gekko japonicus, 1443 nucleotides. RefSeq names its product insulin-degrading enzyme-like. The coding region runs from base 1 to 1443 and encodes 480 amino acids. Gene Ontology annotation, biological process: peptide catabolic process. Gene Ontology annotation, cellular component: peroxisomal matrix; cytosol; mitochondrion. Gene Ontology annotation, molecular function: metal ion binding; metalloendopeptidase activity. The record is from RefSeq and is a predicted model, not a curated record. NCBI's taxonomy places the organism in Eukaryota, Metazoa, Chordata, Lepidosauria, Squamata, Gekkonidae. The transcript has 12 exons.
AUGGCCUAUUUGUAUCUUGAGCUACUCAAAGACUCCCUCAACGAGUAUGCAUAUGCAGCAGAGCUAGCUGGCUUGAGCUAUGAUCUCCAAAAUACCAUCUAUGGGAUUCGCUACCUUUAUGCUGACCCUCUCCAUUGCAACAUGACAUACCUGUUAAUCAGGUUAUUGAAGGAUGAUUUAAAAGAGUAUACAUAUGCAGCACGCCUCUCAGGUUUGGUCUAUGCCAUUGCAUCAGGAAUGAAUGCAAUUCUUCUUUCUGUAAAAGGUUACAAUGACAAGCAGCAUAUCUUGCUAAAGAAGAUUAUUGAGAAAAUGGCCACUUUUGAGAUUGAUGAGAAAAGAUUUGAAAUUAUCAAGGAAGAGUACAUGCGAUCACUUAACAACUUUCGAGCUGAACAGCCACACCAGCACGCCAUGUAUUACCUCCGACUAUUGAUGACAGAAGUUGCCUGGACCAAAGGUGAACUAAAAGAAGCUUUAGAUGAUGUCACUCUUCCCCGCCUCAAGGCCUUUAUAUCUCAGCUGUUGUCACGGUUACACAUUGAAGCACUUCUCCAUGGCAAUAUAACAAAACAGGCUGCAUUAGGAAUUAUGCAGAUGGUAGAAGACACUUUCAUUGAGCAUGCUCAUACAAAGCCUCUGCUUCCCAGCCAGCUAGUGAGAUACAGAGAAGUACAGCUACCCGACCGGGGUUGGUUUGUCUAUCAACAGAGGAACGAAGUUCAUAAUAACUGUGGUAUAGAAAUAUAUUAUCAAACAGAUAUGCAAAGCACCUCAGAGAACAUGUUUCUGGAGCUCUUCUGUCAAAUUAUCUCAGAGCCUUGCUUCAACACUCUGCGUACUAAGGAACAGUUAGGUUACAUUGUGUUCAGUGGUCCACGCAGGGCUAAUGGUAUCCAAGGACUGCGAUUUAUCAUUCAGUCAGAAAAGCCCCCACACUAUUUGGAGAGCAGGGUUGAAGCUUUUUUAAAAACCAUGGAGAAAUGCAUUGAGGAAAUGUCGGAGGAAGCCUUCCAGAAGCAUAUCCAGGCGUUAGCGAUUCGCCGCCUUGACAAGCCAAAGAUGCUGUCUGCUGAGUGCGCAAAAUACUGGGGAGAAAUAAUUUCUCAACAAUAUAAUUUUGACAGAGAUAACAUUGAAGUGGCAUAUCUUAAAACUCUCACUAAGGAUGAUAUCAUGCACUUUUACAAGAGGAUGUUGGCUGUAGAUGCCUCAAGGAGACAUAAAGUAUCAGUACAUGUACUAGCAAGGGAAAUGGACUCCUGCCCCGUUGUGGGAGAAUUUCCAAGCCAAAAUGAUGUCAAACUGGCACCAGCACCACCACUGCCACAGGGCAGAUCUUGGGCAUUAGAAACAGCUUCUGAGGCUGCCGCACAGCUCAGAUUACGGCCCUGCCCUCAUGAUCUAAUGGAGGCUUCCAGUGUGGUGGUUGGGAAUGAUUAG